AUGGGUUUUUAUGGGUUUGUGUUUUGCGUGACUUUGGUGUCGAUUCUGGUGGCGCCACCGUCUUGUGAAGCUAGAGGCGGCUGGCGAACCCCUUGGGACCCCAUAAUCCGGUCGCCGGUGGAGCACCGUGGAACUGAAAAAAAUGGUACAAGAUGGGCAGUUCUUAUAGCAGGUUCCAGUGGGUAUGGCAAUUACCGCCAUCAGGCGGAUGUUUGUCAUGCAUAUCAAAUCUUGAAAAGGGGAGGCUUGAAAGAUGAGAACAUAGUAGUUUUCAUGUAUGAUGACAUAGCAGAUAACGAAAUGAACCCACGAAAAGGCGUAAUAAUCAACCAUCCCGAAGGCGGUGACGUCUAUGCCGGAGUGCCAAAGGACUAUACUGGUGAUGAUAUUACGGUGGAGAAUUUUUUUGCUGUGAUCCUCGGCGACAAGAACGCUGUGAAAGGAGGAAGUGGAAAGGUUGUCGACAGUAAACCUAAUGAUAGAAUCUUUAUAUAUUACUCUGAUCAUGGGGGUCCUGGAGUGCUUGGGAUGCCGAGUACGCCAUACCUUUACGGGAAGGAUUUUGUCGAUGUUUUGAGAAAGAAGCAUGCAUCCGGAACCUACAAAGAGAUGGUCAUAUAUGUUGAAGCAUGUGAGAGUGGGAGUGUAUUUGAAGGCUUGCUGCCUGAAGAUCUGAACAUAUACGUGACAACGGCGUCAAGUGCAGACGAGAGUAGUUGGGGAACAUAUUGUCCGGGAAUGGAUCCUCCGCCUCCUCCAGAGUACUCAACAUGCUUGGGAGAUUUAUAUAGUGUUGCUUGGCUGGAGGAUAGUGAGUCUCACAACCUGAAAAAAGAAACAGUCGAGCAGCAGUAUCAGAAGGUAAUCUCAAUGCAAAAUCCUUUUGCAGUCUGUGAAACUGAGGAGCUCAUUUAUAUCUGA
Fraxinus pennsylvanica is the source of this 921-nucleotide messenger RNA. Lineage: Eukaryota; Viridiplantae; Streptophyta; Magnoliopsida; Lamiales; Oleaceae. The record is from the annotation of a GenBank genome assembly.